AGCCUGGGCCCAGGUCCUGUGCCCCUGAAGACAUGGAGUUUGUGUCUGGAUACCGUGAUGAGUUCCUUGAUUUCGCUGCCCUUCUCUUUGGCUGGUUCCACAAGUUCAUGGCGGAGCGUGGGGCUGUGGGGACCAGCCCCGAGGGCCGCUGGCAGCAGCUGGAGGCUCAGAUCAGAAGGCUGCCCCAGGACCCUGCCCUUUGGGUGCUCCACGUCUUACCCAACCGCAGUGUGGGCAUCAGCCUGGGGCAAGGGGCAGAGCGCCCAGGAUCAGGCUUGGGGGCUGCCCGGCUCCUGGGAGACGAGCCCCCACUCCACCUGCGAGACCUAAGCCCCUAUGUCAGUUUUGUCAGCCUGGAGGAAGGGGAGGAAGGGGAGGAGGAGGAGGAAGAGAACGGAGAGGAGGAGGGUGCAGGUACCAAGAAGGUAGAAACAGAGGAGGCUGGGGAGGCAGCCCCUCCCAGCAGGCAGUCCCCGCAGGAAGCACACCCUCCAGGGGAGCCGGAGGAGGCCAAGCAGGAGGCAGGAGGUGGCGAGGACGGCUGCCAAGAGGACAGGGCAAAGGACGAACCUGAGAGGAGGAAGGGACGGAGAAGUGAGGCUGCCCCCCUGCACCUUUCCUGCCUCCUACUGGUGACAGAUGAACACGGCACCAUCUUAGGCAUUGACCUGCUAAUGGAUGGAGCCCAGGGGACUGCAGGCAGGGGCUCAGGGACUGAGAACCUGGCUCCUCGGGCCUAUGCUCUCCUCUGCCACAGCAUGGCCUGUCCCAUGGGCUCUGGAGACCCCCGAAGGCCCCGACAGCUUACCGUGGGAGAUGCCCGGCUGCAUCGAGAGCUGGAGAAUCUGGUCCCCAGACUGGGAGUGAAGUUAGCCAAGACCCCAAUGAGGACAUGGGGUCCCCGGCCAGGCUUCACCUUUGCCUCCCUUCGGGCUCGGACCUGCCACGUUUGUCACAGGCACAGCUUUGAAGUGAAGCUGACACCCUGCCCCCAGUGUGGUGCUGUCUUAUACUGUGGAGAGGCUUGUCUCCGGGCGGAUUGGAAGCGAUGCCCAGAUGAUGUGAGCCAUCAAUUUUGGUGCCCAAGGCUUGCAGCCUUCAUGGAGCGGGCUGGAGAACUGGCAGCUCUACCUUUUACCUACACUGCAGAGGUGACCAGUGAAACCUUUAACAAGGAGGCCUUCCUGGCCUCCCGGGGCCUCACUCGUGGCUACUGGACCCAACUCAGCAUGCUGAUUCUAGGCCCUGGCACCCCCAGACAGCCCCGUGGCACCACGCCAUCCCUCAGCCUUCUUCUCAGCGGAGAUCCCUACCAGCUUCUGCAGGGGGAUGGGCCUGCCCUGAUGCCUCCUGUGCCCCUAGAUCCACCCAGGAGCCUCUUUGGCUCAUGGCAGGCUUACUACACAUGGCGGGGCCUCGGCUUGGACUCCCCCAUGGCUGUGCUUCUCACCUACCCGCUGACUGUGUACUACGUCAUCACCCACUUGGUGCCCCAGUCCUUCCCUGAGCUCAACAUCCAGAACAAACAGUCACUGAAAAUCCAUGUGGUGGAGGCCGGGAAGGAGUUUGACCUUGUCAUGGUAUUUUGGGAGCUCUUGGUCUUGCUCCCCCACGUGGCUCUGGAGCUGCAGUUUGUGGGUGACGGCCUGCCCCCCGAGAGUGACCAGCAGCAUUUUACCCUGCAGAGGGAUGGCCCCGAAGGAUCUGUCCGUCCCAGUUCCGGGGUAUCAGCACGGCUCAGCUCUGGGAUGAGGGAGAAGGGCGGCCGCAGGGACCUGCAGAUCAAGGUGUCUUCGCGGCCCUACCACCUGCUGCAGGGGCCCAAACCCGACUUGGUUAUCGGAUUUAACUCCGGCUUUGGUCUAAAGGACACUUGGCUGAGCUCGCUGCCCCGGUUGCAGUCCCUCCGAGUGCCGGCCUUCUUCACCGAGAGCAGCGAGUACGGCUGUGUGAUGGACGACCAGACCAUGGCGGUGGCUACAGGCGGGGGUACCAGCCCUCCGCAGCCCAACCCUUUCCGCUCUCCCUUUCGCCUCAGAGCAGCCGACAACUGCAUGCCCUGGUACUGCAACGCCUUCAUCUUCCACCUGGUCUACAAGCCUCCGCAGGGCGGCGGCACCCGCUCGGCGCCGGUACCGGCGCCCCCCGCCCCGACUCCGGCUGCUCCUCCCGCCCCCGCCCGAAGGCGCCGGGGAGAAAAGAAACCUGGGCGGGGGUCCCGCCGGCGGCGGUGAGGGCUGAGAGGUAGCAGUGCACCGCCUCCCCCUACACGCCUCAGAGAGGAACACGAAACAUGCGAGACCGAGGGGGGAGGCCGGUUGGCGGAACACGAAAAGGUGAAUAAAAUUACCUGUUU
Sus scrofa (pig) is the source of this 2356-nucleotide messenger RNA. The record is from RefSeq and is a predicted model, not a curated record. Lineage: Eukaryota; Metazoa; Chordata; Mammalia; Artiodactyla; Suidae.